Messenger RNA from Nerophis lumbriciformis (worm pipefish), 2952 nucleotides. Its product is annotated as cadherin-12-like. Lineage: Eukaryota; Metazoa; Chordata; Actinopteri; Syngnathiformes; Syngnathidae. Gene Ontology annotation, cellular component: adherens junction; catenin complex; plasma membrane. Gene Ontology annotation, biological process: cell morphogenesis; adherens junction organization; calcium-dependent cell-cell adhesion. The record is from RefSeq and is a predicted model, not a curated record. Gene Ontology annotation, molecular function: beta-catenin binding; cadherin binding; calcium ion binding.
ACACACACACACACACACACAUGCAUGCGAGCAUACACACUGAGUGACAGUCCUGGUCCACUGAGGUCCAAGUGUUCCCAGCGGGGGGGGGGACGCGCGCGUGGAAGCAUGAGAGGACGACAGGACGCGGGUGGGAAUUAAACGGAGUGGAGACUCGGUAGAGGACGACCAGGUUUGGACGCUUUGGAUUAAAAACGAAACCGGGCUUCCGAGCUGAGGGUGAUGACGUCCUGAAGGGACCUCCUUCCUGACAGACGCAGGAAAACCCGGGGCAGAUUCCCCCCGCCUGCCCCCACUCUCUCGCCAAAAAGUGCCGUCACCGUGGCUCAUCCCUCGCAGCCAUAGCCUCGACUGCCCCUCUUGAGACCCGACCCGCACAGACCAGCACGCCAAUGCUAGCAAGGAACUGCCUGCUGCUGUUCCUUUGGUUUCACCUGGAGGAGGGCUCGGCCUCGUCACAUCCGCGGCCGCCCUCGUCGCCACUGGCGGCAAUGGGCAGGACGGCGGGGAGGUCGCACGCCAGGAGCUCAGCGGGCCCCGUGAGGAAUGGGCCGGCUGGGUUCCAGCGGGUCAAGCGGGGAUGGGUGUGGAACCAGUUCUUUGUGCUGGAGGAGUACAUGGGGUCUGACCCGCAGUACGUCGGCAAGCUGCACACCGACCUGGAUAAGGGCGACAGCGAGGUGAAGUACACUCUCUCGGGGGAAGGGGCCGGCUCUAUUUUCACAAUUGACCAGACGACGGGGGACAUCCAUGCCUUAAGGAGCCUGGACCGGGAGGAGAGGCCUUACUACACGCUGCGCGCCCAGGCCGUCGACCUCAACACCGACAGGCCCCUGGAGCCGGAGUCCGAGUUCGUGAUCAAGGUGCAGGACAUCAACGACAAUGAGCCAAAGUUCCUGGAGGGACCGUAUCGGGCCACCGUCCCCGAGAUGUCACCAGUGGGGACGUACGUGACGCAGGUGACGGCCACCGACGCCGAUGACCCCACGUACGGGAACAGCGCCAGGGUGGUGUACAGCAUCUUGCAUGGACAGCCGUACUUCUCCGUCGACCCCAAAACUGGUGUGAUAAAGACGGCCUUACCCAACAUGGACAGAGAGGUGAAGGAACAGUACCAGGUCUUGAUCCAGGCCAAGGAUAUGGGGGGGCAGCUGGGGGGGCUGGCCGGGACCACCACGGUCAACAUCACCCUCAGCGACGUCAACGACAACCCGCCCAGGUUCUCUAAAAGUUUUUUCCACUUGCGGGUGCCCGAGUCGUCGGCGGUGGGUUCCUCCGUGGGCAGGAUCAAAGCGCACGACUUGGACGUGGGCAAAAACGCCGAGGUGGAAUACACCAUCGUGCCGGGCGACGGCGGCGCCAUGUUUGACAUCACCACCAACGACCACAACCAGGAAGGGAUAAUCAUUCUCAAACGGCCUCUGGACUUUGAGACCAAGAAGGCGUACACCUUCAAGGUGGACGCGUCCAACGCUCAUCUCGAUCAUCGGUUCCAAACCUUCGGGGCCUUCAAAGACACGGCGACGGUGAAGAUUAACGUCCUGGAUGUGGACGAGCCCCCAGUGUUCAAUAAGCCCGCCUACGUGAUGGAUGUGUACGAGGACACGCCAGCGGGCACCAUCAUCGGAGCGGUGACGGCUCAGGACUUGGACGCCAGCAGCAGUCCAGUCAGGUACUCCAUUGACUGGAGGAGCGACCUGGACAGCUACUUCGACAUCGACCCGGUGGAGGGCACCGUCUCCACCAACGAGCUCCUGGACCGCGAGAGCGUGGCCUGGCACAACAUUUCCAUCGUGGCCACCAAGCUGAACAGUCCAGUUCUGACCAGCCGGGUGGCCGUCUCCGUGCACGUGUUGGACAUCAACGAGUUCCCCCCCGAGCUGGCCAGCCCGUACGAAAGUUUUGUGUGCGAAAACGCCAAAGUUGGACAGGUGAUUCAACUGUUCAGUGCAAAGGACCAAGACGUACCGAACGCCGGACAACAGUUCUCCUUCAAAUCCACUAAAGACGACUCCAGCAACAAAAAUUUCACCAUCAGAGAUUUUGGAAACAACACGGCUGGCAUCGUCACCAAGCGCAGCGGCUUCCGCCGGCGCUCGCAGGAGAUCUACCGCCUCCCCGUAGUCAUCGAGGACAACGGCUACCCGUCCAAGAGCAGUACGGGAACGCUGACCAUACGAGUCUGCGGGUGCGCAGCCGACGGCGCCCUGCUGACGUGCAGCGCUGAGGCCAUUUUCCUGCCCGUGGGCCUCAGCACGGGAGCGCUCAUCGCCAUCCUCUUGUGCAUCAUCAUCCUGCUGGUUAUCGUGGUCCUCUACGUGGGCUUGAGGCGCCAGAAGAAAAAGGAGACCCUCAUGUCCUCCAAGGAGGACAUCCGGGACAACGUCAUCCACUACGACGACGAAGGCGGCGGCGAGGAGGACACGCACGCCUUCGACAUGGGAACGCUGCGCAAUCCCAAAGUGGUCAAGGACAACCUGUUCCGCCGGGACGUCAAACCGGAGAUCAAACGGUGCCCGAGGCCGCCGGGGUCGAAGGACAGCGCCGACAUCCGGGCGUUCAUCAACCAGCGGCUGAAGGACCACGACGCGGACAACUCGGCGCCGCCGUACGACUCGUUGGCCACGUACGCCUACGAGGGCAGCGGCUCGGUGGCCGAGUCGCUCAGCUCCAUCGAGUCCCUCGCCGCCGACGUGGAGGAAGACUACGAUUACCUCAACGAGUGGGGGCCCCGCUUUAAGACACUGGCGGGGAUCUUCGGCGAGCCGUCGGGGUCCCGCUCGGACUUGACAAACACGGAGAGCACGCAGUGAGGACGGACGGGCGGACGGACUCCAGGAGCAAAUAUGUAACGUUUUAACAUCUGUGUUUUUUUCUUCUUUUUUUUGACAAACAUGAUCGGUCCCAAAAUUGUACAAACACAAAGAAAAUAAAGAUCGGAGCAUCCGUUCA